Molecule: messenger RNA, 3978 nt
Organism: Drosophila montana
Lineage: Eukaryota; Metazoa; Arthropoda; Insecta; Diptera; Drosophilidae
Gene: scb
Product: scab
Exons: 8
Coding region: 173-3508 (1111 amino acids)
Biological process (GO): cell adhesion mediated by integrin; cell-cell adhesion; integrin-mediated signaling pathway
Cellular component (GO): external side of plasma membrane; integrin complex
Molecular function (GO): integrin binding
Source: RefSeq, a predicted model, not a curated record
UCAGACAUUGGCUCGAGACGGUUGCGAGCGGCAAAUCAUUUGUAAUAUUGUCUGUUGCAUCAGGUCGUGCGUUGCUGCGCGUGUUUUUGUCGCCGUUUGACAUUUGUGAUAAUAUAUAUAAUCAGAAUUUAUAGUGUAACUGCUUUAGCUCAGUUGAUUAAAAGCCGUUAACAUGGCCCGGCAAGGUAGCUUGCUCCUGUCGCUGCUGGCUGUCGUUGUCUGCCUCGCUGUCAGCGCCUGCGCCUACAACAUGUCCCCGCGCCCCAACAAACAGAUCAGAGAUCCACAGUUCGCCACGGCGAUGCCGAAAGUGCGUGCGUCAUAUUUCGGUUAUAGCAUCUCUCUGCGACCGCACGGCGUUUUUGUGGGUGCACCGCAGGCUCAGUCUACGCUGGAGGCACAGCGCGCUGUGAACGAGACGGGCGCCAUCUACAGGUGCUCCCUGCUCAAUGGCACCUGCAGUCCAUAUGUCUUCGAUAGCCACGGCAAUCGGAAUAAUGAGAAUAACGAGUAUACAUGGGACUCGGAGCGACGCGACUAUCAAUGGCUGGGCGGCUCGAUGGACGGCGGGACGCGGGACGAGGAUAAGCUGUUGGUGUGCGCGCCGAGAUUUAUAGCGCCGUCGUCGAAGGAUUACCAUAUGCACGGCAUAUGCUAUUGGGUCGCGGAUACGCUCGCGGAUCAGCCGCAGAAUGUGACCAAGAUCUCGCCGUUGCGCCUGAAGGACGAUCAGGUGAAGGAGAACAACGAUCAUCGAUACUAUUUCUAUAUCCUGGCCGAGCAGGGACUCAGCGCUCAUGUGUCGGACGACAACGAGCAGUUCCUGAUCGGAGCGCCGGGCAUCUUCACGUGGCGCGGCUCGGUCAUACGCUAUCGCAAGGUUUCCCUCGUGGAUGAUCCCUCGGCGAGUCGCCGCGACACGAACAGCCAGAAGCGUCGCAAGAUCCGUGGCAGCGGCGACUAUUUGGACUAUGCGCCGGAAGUCACCUACGAGACGGACAUACCCAAUCCGGAUCGCUGGGGCCAGCCGGACGACUCGUAUUUCGGCUACGCCGUCGGCUCCGGCCACUUCGACAGCACGGACCUGAAGAGGCUUCUCUAUGUGGCCACCGCGCCGCAGGCCAACGAGCAGUCCGGCGAGGCCUACAUCUACGAUGUGCGCGGCAAAUCCAUCGAGAAGUAUCACGUCUUUCGCGGCGAACAGUUUGGCGAAUACUUUGGCUAUGCCGUGCUCGCCGAGGAUCUCAACGGGGACAAUCUCACCGAUGUGAUCAUCGCCGCGCCGCAGCAUUCCCUCGAAGAGUCGCACGAUAAUGGCGCCAUCUAUGUCUUCCUCAACAAGGGCCGGUUCAAUUUCGAGGUCAAUCUGCUGCCCUGUCCGCUGCCCGUCACGGCCAAGGCACGUUUCGGCACCACGCUCACCCGACUCGGCGACAUUAAUCACGACGGCUACAACGACAUUGCGGUCGGUGCACCUUUUGCGGGAAAUGGUUCCGUGUUUAUAUACCUGGGCGCCGAGCAGGGACUGCGGAGUCAGCCGAGUCAGCGCCUGGACUCGCCGCAGCUGGAGUUGUCCAAGUACGGCCAGCACAUGUUCGGGCAUGGUCUGUCGCGUGGCUCCGACAUCGAUGCGAACGGCUUCAACGACUUUGCCGUGGGCGCGCCCAAUGCGGAGGCCGUCUUCCUCUAUCGCGCCUAUCCGGUGGUCAAGCUCUUGGCCAGCGUCCGUUCCCAGAAUCGCGAGAUUAAGCCGGACCAGAACCGAGUGCAAAUCACGGCCUGCUACGGACUCUCGACGACGGCCAAGCUCAGCGCUGCCCAGCAGCAGGAGAUGGCCAUCCGGAUUGUGAUCGAUGCUCAGCUCAAACGGGCGACCUUCACCCAGACGCACUCCAGCGAGCUGAGCUUCAAUGCAACGGCGGGCAUCACGCAGCAGUGCCGCGUCUUCGACUGCGAGGUGCGCUACAGCGAGAAGGAUAUAUUCCAGCCCAUCGAGCUAAAGAUGCACUACGAGCUGACCAAAAAGGUGCCAGACUCCGAAGAAUUCUGUGAGACCUGCGUCGCUGUGGAUCCCGAGGAGGCCAAGGUCUACACAGAGAAGAUCAUCUUCAGCACGGGCUGUGCCACAGAUGUGUGCAUAGCCGACCUGAAGCUGAGCGCCAAGGAUGUCAGUCCCAGCUAUAUACUGGGCAGCGACAGGACGCUGCGCCUCAAUUACGAGGUGAGCAACAACGGAGAGACCGCCUAUUUGCCGCAGCUGAAUGUGACCAGCUCGAGUCGCUUGAAUUUCGCCCAAAUUCCGGGCAAUUGCCGAGUCAGCGAGGCGGUAAUGGUCUGCGAUCUGAACCAUGGACGACCCUUGGGCAAGGGCGACAGGGACAGCAUCACGAUUAGCUUCGAUGUGAGCAGUUUGACGGGCAGCGCUUUGACCAUCAGCGCCGAGGUAUUCAGCACGGGCCUAGAACAAAAUCUCAGCGACAAUAAGCUCAGCACGCUGAUUGCGCUCAAGGAGCACACGGAAAUUGAUGCCUCCGGCGGCCAGUCUAAUGCAGCCAUCGACUUGGAGCACUAUAAGAACUCCGCGCUGGUCGUGAACAACUAUGAGAUCAAGAGCAACGGCCCCAGCACUGUGGAUGCCCUGGAGCUAGUCUUCCAUAUACCCGUUGCCUACAAGAUCGCCGGCUCGACGGCAACGCUGCCCAUCAUCAAUGUGGGCAAUCUGAGCAUGCAGGCCACAUACGAUUCCCAGCUGGUGUCCAUUGAGCUGCUCGACCAGAAUAAUACGCAGAUCAUUAUGAAUCCCAUUGAGAUCUCAACAACACGAACGAGCCAGCACACGGAGCGCGUCGUGGUCAGCCAGAAUGGGGAGCACUAUGUGCAGGAAAGCUGGCAGGGAUUGGACUCGGAUUCUGUGGCCACGGCAUCCAUGACGCGACGCAAGCGACGCGAUCUGAAAGCCUUGACCGCCAGUCGGGAGCAAUAUGAGCGCAUCGUGAACUUCAAGGCGCACGAUCUGCUCAGCGAGGACUUCAAGGACAAGCUGCCGGUGAAUCGCACCAUUGUAUUCAAUUGCCGGGAUCCCGAGAUGACCGUUUGUUUGCGCGCCGUGAUGCGCGUCUACAAUUUCAAGCCGGAGAAGCCAAUCAAUCUGAACAUGCGCUACAGCAUCGAUCUGAACGAGGUCAAUGCCAUCCUAAUCGAUCCCUGGGAGUUCUUUGUCGUCCUCAUCGAUCUGAAUGUGCGCAAGGAGGGCGAUCCCACCGGCAGCUCGCUGUCCAUUCGACGCAAAAUCGAACCGAAUGUCAUAUCAAAGCAUCUAGAAUCCAGCUUGCCCAUCUGGGCCAUUAUUCUGGCCGUACUGGGCGGCCUCCUGCUGCUGGCAGCCAUCACCUAUGCCAUGUACAAGGCGGGCUUCUUUAAGCGUAAGGAGAAGGAGGACAUGGCCAUUCUGGCUGGCCAGGGCGCCGUGGAGCCCGAGGCGGAGAACCUUAACAGUGGCAAUAACUAAGCUCAAUAUUGUGAUCCUCGUUGCUAAGACAAGUUUAGACAAGUACAUCACAUCGAUUCCAACUGAACAGUUGGCCAAUACCAAAAAAGCGAAAAGGAUAAACGAACUGGAUAAGUGGAAAAUGUGUUCUUCAAAAAGAAAACUAUACAUAUAUAUAUAUAUAUAUAUAUAUAGAUAUAUAUUUAUAACUAAAUCCUAGUGCAACUUGUAGGCCGCGAAGCAUCAAAUGUUCUUGUGGAUUUUUUGUUGGAAUUUUUGAUAACUCGCGUGGCGUUUUAAAAUGUUAUUUAUGUGGGAGCUGCGCUAGCUGCGCCGAGUCAAGCCAUAUUGCCAUUAUUUGUAAAUAUUUAUAAAAUAUUGCUAAUAAACAUAUUUGUUUAGUUUUUAAGCUUCGAUGGCAACGCAAAAGACUUCAAUUUUUGUAUACAAUGUAAAAAAUAAACGCACAAACAUGUAGAGAGAAGGCAAAA